Molecule: messenger RNA, 795 nt
Organism: Styela clava
Lineage: Eukaryota; Metazoa; Chordata; Ascidiacea; Stolidobranchia; Styelidae
Source: RefSeq, a predicted model, not a curated record
AAAUUUACGACAAAUGUCAUAUAGAAAAAUUUAACUCGUUUUCAACCCAAUUUUUUUUUUAGUUUCAUAAUUCUAGUCGUUAUGGUAUCUGUUAAAUUCUGGAGCGUUUUGUUUUUGGUAUCCUGGGCUGGUCUUGGAUUGUUUCAACCAGCAGAAGGUCUGGACGUCAAACAACUCAUCUCCAUCAUUAAUAAAGCUAUUUUCAGUGUUACCAAGAUUUUUGAAGCAACGAUUAAUUCUGAUGAUAAAGCGAAAAGAAAGGAAAAGAGUAAAAAACAAAGCAGACAUUCUCAUGACCAAAUAAAAUGGAGGAAAAAAAGAAAUUUGGACGAUUCUUUGGAAAAUGAAGAUGUAAUCUAUCUUUUUGAUGUGAAACGUGACUAAUAACAAAAGCAUAAAAGUGGACAAAGACAGUUUACUAAUUGAGAAAAACAUUUUUUUGUUAGUUCAAUACAUAUGAAUGAUGAGAAUAAACUAAAAAUUUGACAACCACAGAAAUUUCAGUUUUUUUGUUGGCAAAUCGAGUAUAGCAGCAGAGUCAAUUGAUUUUAUACAGUAAGACUUCACCUUUUAGCAGCCUGAUUGUGUAGUGCAACGUAGCAAGCGGAUCAUGUUUUUAAUGUAUUUAAUCCGUUAUUGAAUUAACUCAAUAACAUUACCGAGUUUUCAGAAAUUUCUCGAAAAAAAAAAAUUUAAUUAACCGAAUUCUUUUUCAUCUAGAACGUUAAGAUGUCAGAUCUCUAGGGGUUUACGAGUAAUCUAUAUCAUUUUGUUUUUACAUGAAAUAUCACAAUG